AGCUGUAGAAGGACCUCCUCUUCAUUACGCUACCUCAAUUCCAACUCCAUAGCUAUAAUGGUUAGUGUUACUUUACCUGACUUGGAUUACGCUUAUAACGCACUUGAGCCCUAUAUCUCUGGACAGAUCAACGAGAUACACCACAAAAAACACCAUCAGACCUAUGUCAAUGGAUAUAACGCUGCCAUUGCCAGUUUGACUGAUGCUGAGGCUGCUGGUGACGUGCUGAAGGUCAUUGAGUUACAACAAGCCAUUAAAUUCCACGGGGGUGGCUAUAGAAACCACAACAUCUUUUGGAAAAGUUUGGCACCUGUGUCUCAAGGUGGUGGUAAGUUCCCUACUGGGCCAUUAGCAGAUGCAGUUGAGAAGGAGUACGGAACGUUUGACCAAUUAAUCAGCCUGACAAACUCCAAACUAGCCAGUAUCCAAGGCUCUGGAUGGGCGUGGAUUGUCAAGAACAAGGACAAUGGCUCAAUUGAAGUUGUAACUACUGCCAACCAGGAUACUGUGGGUCCAGAGCUCAUACCAUUGAUUGCAAUUGAUGCCUGGGAACACGCCUACUACUUACAAUACCAAAACGUCAAGGCUGAUUAUUUCAAGGCCAUCUGGCACGUGAUUAACUGGGCUGAGGCUGAAAAGAGAUACACUGCUUGA
Williopsis jadinii is the source of this 654-nucleotide messenger RNA. RefSeq names its product superoxide dismutase. The record is from RefSeq and is a predicted model, not a curated record. Gene Ontology annotation, molecular function: metal ion binding; superoxide dismutase activity. Gene Ontology annotation, biological process: superoxide metabolic process. The annotation marks the transcript as partial. Gene Ontology annotation, cellular component: mitochondrion. Lineage: Eukaryota; Fungi; Ascomycota; Saccharomycetes; Phaffomycetales; Wickerhamomycetaceae. The transcript has a single exon.